Molecule: messenger RNA, 691 nt
Organism: Saitoella complicata NRRL Y-17804
Lineage: Eukaryota; Fungi; Ascomycota; Saitoellomycetes; Saitoellales; Saitoellaceae
Exons: 1
Coding region: 1-465 (154 amino acids)
Source: RefSeq, a predicted model, not a curated record
AUGGGCAUUCAAGCUACCGAGUAUCCCAAUGGAACCGAAGUUGGAACAAAUUUCACUGAGUUAGCGACAACGAUGCGACAAGAAGGCGUCCUGUAUUACUACAGCGCUACAGGUAACACGACGGAUCCGAGUUACUGGUACAGUCGAGUGGAAGGAAUACGAAGAACUUACGACUACACGCAAAUCUCCCGGCGUGUCUCGUACACAAACACCAGAACGAUGGAAAACAACACCGCCGUCAAGGUCGUCGGGCAUCAACUGCUCAAGGCGACCUUUGCGCAGGUUAUUUGCAAGGGGACCACGCAAGUGGGGUGUGCAGUGCCCAACGAAGGCUUCUUUGCGUGUGCCCAUGAUCCCGUCGGACUUCUAGUCGGGGAGGAUCCAGUGACGGGGGUUGAGCCUGCGCAUGAGUCUGCUCCGAACAACACGGGGUACAGUUCGCACGGCAUCGAGUGGCAUGUGUAGUGAGGAAGGCUCGUUAGAUUCGGGUGAGAUGAGCAUUGUAUUGACGUGGGAAGGGAGCAAGAGGUUCUGAAGUAAUAAUAAACACGGCGUAGAUUAUGAUCACCGGCAACGAGACUGAGGUCUAGAUCACCAUGGCCAAACACGACUCCGGUUGAUGCCCGUGUCGUUGACUGCGUGGGAACGAAGGCUCCAUAAUAUUUCUCACGCGUUCUUGGAUUGGAUACAG